GUAAGUACAUGUACUACACAUUUGUUUUAAAUACAAUAGUGGUACAGUGUCGUGGUAGAGUGAAGAGGUUACAGUGUAGUGCUAUAGAGUUUAGAGGUACAGUGCCAAAUGGCUUAUGAGCGUGAUCACGUAAGCCAACGAAGGUGGUCACAGACUGAUGUGUUUUAAAAGGAGAGCCGCAGAGCCGGGCAGAAAGUGUUCGACUCCGGGUUUCAGAAUCCGACUGCGGCAUUUGACGUCAAGCGAGUGGGAACUCUUGUGGUGCGUGUUGUUGCAGACUGGCCUUUGACGUCAAUCGAGUGGGAACUCUUGUGGUGCGUGUUGUUGCAGACUGGCCAUUGACGUCAAGCGAGUGGGAACUCUUGUGGUGCGUGAUGUUGCAGACUGGCAUUUGACGUCAAGCGAGUGGGAACUCUUGUGGUGCGUGUUGUUGCAGACUGGCCAUUGACGUCAGAUUCUUUUUUUUAUUUCCGUACGCUAAAAAAAUAUUUUAUCGGUAACCAAAUAAAAAAAAAAAAUUGUGCACAUUUUAACAGUUAAGCUUUGAAUUAAGCCGUUAGACUACGCGGCGUUGGUUCAAAGAGUUGAGAGUGAGUGCCAUGUGCCUAAAGGAAAGAGUUUAAAAGGAAAUUAAGCUGUUUGGUGCCCUGUGAAUACUUCUUAAUGUUCCUUGUUUUUUUUCUUGGUGAGACUUAACACCAGCGAUCAAGGCCUACACAAAUACAAUGGUAAGUGUCACAGUUAGUGUGGGAAGCUGGGGUGCUGGUGGUGCUGAGUGGACUUGGGAAAAAGGUGGGGGGGGGGGGUUGGGGGGGGGGCUACUGGAAAUUUGUACGAAAUCAAUUUGAACGAAGGGAUGUUGUUUAAACGGAAGUUUUUUUCGAAAUGAAUUCGGGAUGAUUAUUUUUCUUCUUAUUCAUAACAAAAUAGUGUGCACAUUGUUUAGUCUUAAAGUGUUGAGUGAGUAAGUUACCGCGAACAUUUACAAACUAUGUUGUUUAUUUUCUGUACAGGCUACCAAAGGAAAGGACAAUGUAGCAGGUAGGACACUCAUAUAAAGAGCCCCCCCCCCCCCACUAAAAUCCAUAUGAGUAUGAAAUAACAUAUUUUAAAGGUUAAUAAAUUAAGAUUGAUUAGAAAAGUUUAUGUUAUUGAUUGAAAUCAAUUGAAAUGGUUUUUGAUCAUAAUAUAAAUUAAACGUAUUCACUUUAGCACAUAAAUCAAUCCAUCUUUUUUUUUUUUUAACAAAGGCAACAUUUUAAAAUUAUACCAAUUUAAAGACAAGCCAUCUAAAGUAUUUCUCUAGCGUAGCCAUCAGCCAUCACUGAACUCUCCUAGUGAUGAUAAAGACGUGAUUAGUGAUCAUUUAAAUGGGGUCACCGCUGGGGAAGGGGCGCUGGCAAAGUCCUACAGACCGGGGAACACACGAAUUUUUUUAUAUCUUUCGGUCCUAACUUUGGGAGAAAGAACUUUCCCCUGAUCGAACUGAUCUUAGGUAUCUGUGAUGUAGAGACUGGGAUGCAUCGUUCAACAUUUUUGGUACUUUUGUUAGUUCCCCCACACCAGAAGAUAAUACUGAAGUUCGGUAGACUUUCCAAUUUGUUGCACUGUAGAAUGUGUUAAUACAAGCUAUACCAGAUUGCUUGAACAGAUCCUUCUAAUACACGAACAUUGCAAUCUCGUCUCUGUCGGCAUGGCUGACGUCGCAAUCAAACUAGCUAUACUAUCGUAGCAAUAGCAUGUGUAUGUUUUAUAGUACAUUUUCCGGUCCAUGUAAUCAUUUGUCUAGAUCACCCCAGGUGUCUUACUUAGGUAAGCAUACUCGUGUAGGUUAUUCUGGCAGAUAGCGCUAACAUGGACGUGAAAGACCGGAUCGAUCAUUGUACAUGUUAUUGGAUGAGAUAAAAAAAAUAAGCCCCAAAAAAACAAACUUGUUGCCUUGUCGGUGAUAUUGCAUUGACAAUAGCUAACAAGUAGAUAUAUAGUGGGUGAUAUUGCAUUGACAAUAGCUAACAAGUAGAUAGAUAGUGGGUGAUAUUGCAUUGACAAUAGCUAACAAGUAGAUAGAUAGUGGGUGAUAUUGCAUUGACAAUAGCUAACACGUAGUUACAACAAUGAAAUGAAUAACUUUUGUCUCAGGUGUGCUUUAAAUGAAAGUGGUCAGUGGCGUAGCUUUAGGGUUGGUGCCGCCUGGGGCGGGGCAAGCUCUUCGCCGCCUCCUUGCACACACACACACACACACACAAACUUACAAAAAACCUCUACAAUUGACCGAAAGUGCCGCGCCUCGAAAUAGAGAUUUCAAAUGGUAAAUGUAACUAAUCGUUUUAAAAAGUCGGUGUAGAUCAGCGGUUCUCAACCUGUGGGUCGCGACCCCGUUGGAGGUCGCACGACCCUUUCACAGGGGUCACCUAAGACCAUCUGAAAACACAUGUGCUCCGCAGUUACAAAGUAUUAAUGAGAAUAAUUUUGUGGUUGGGGGUAGCCACAACAUGAGAAAAUGUGUUAAAGGGUCGCGGCAUUAGAAAGGUUGAGAGCCACUGUUGUAGAUCAAACUGAGUGUUCGCCUUGUCAACAAUGGCAUGUCUUGGGGUGAGUGUCUUGUCAACAAUGGCAUGUCUUGGGGUGAGUGUCUUGUCAACAAUGGCAUGUCUUGGGGUGAGUGUCUUGUCAACAAUGGCAUGUCUUGGGGUGAGUGUCUUGUCAACAAUGGCAUAUCUUGGGGUGAGUGUCUUGUCAACAAGGUCAUUAUGCCUUGGAGUGUGUGUUUCGCUACCAAAGAAAGUAUGUCUCGGACGGAACUGGUUCCUCGUCAACAAAGGCCAUUACGUCUCGGAACUGGUGUCUUGUCAAAACAAAGACAGUAUGUCGUGGACUGGUUCUCUGUCAACAAAUACAGUCUGCCUUUGAAAGGGUGUCUUGUCAAUAAAGACAGUUUGUCGUGGAACGUGUGUCUCUUGUAAAAAAAUACAGUAUGUCUUGGAAAGGGUGUCUUGUCAACAAAGACAUAAUGUCUGGGGUGGAUGUCUACAUAUGAAAAUAAUACAGCACUGCAAAGUCUAUCCAAAUUCUAACAUUGUUCUCCCAUUAAGGCUCGGCAUUUCGAAAAAUCUGGGCGGCCCGACUAGAUGACGUCAUCGUGACUGCCCAAUGUAUACGACACACGCCCUCCUUUUCCCUCAGGGAAAAAAGUAAAUUUCCAGUGAUCUAUUCCUUAGAUAAAAAUAGUUACAAGGGCAAAUUCAAAAGAGAUAUUUUCAUCAUACAAUUGAGCAUGAUAACGACAACUAUAUUCGAGAUCUCCCUUCCAUUGUUCGUGAUAUAAAUGUCUUGACAAGUCUCUAUAGCACAUGUGUCAAACUCAAGGCCCGCGGGCCUCAUACGGCCCGCCGUACAAUUAUAUCCGGCCCGCGAGGUCUUGACCGGCGUACAAUUAUAUCCAAGUCAAGUGUUUCCCAAUGCACACUUUGCUGAAAGACUUAGCUUACUUCGCGCCGAGUUAGCACGGCGCUUAAGUGACUUUGAAGCACAGAAUUGUAAUUUCGAGCUGUUUCGCAACCCAUUUGUCAUAGACCUGGAAACUGCACCUGCAAAUUUGUAGAUGGAGCUGAUAGAUCUGCAGUGUAAUGGGACACUAAAGGCAAAGUACGAAACGGUUGGGCCUGCACAGUUCACUCGUUUCAUUCCUGAAGUGAUGCCCCAGCUUCUACUACACGCGGCUCGAACCUUGAGCAUGUUGGGUAGCACAUAUAUGUGUGCGCAGCUGUUUUCUGUGAUGAAGAUUAACAAAACAUCACACAGGAGUCGUCUCACUGAUGAACACUUGCAGACCAUCAUAUGAGAAUCUCAAUGACACAGAACGUUACUCUCAACAUAAAAGAACGUACUUGUUUUUGUAGCCAAGAAAAUUUGCCGAACAUCCAGCUCUGAGCAAUUGGCAUAAGAACGAAAAUUGGUAUUAAAUAUUUUUUUUCUGUUUUCAUUUAUGAAAUGUUUUUAAAUAUUAAUUUCCCACUAGUUGAAUGUUUAUCCCGUUCGGCCCGCAAUCUUACAUGUGAAUUGAGUUUUUGCCCGCCGAGCGAUUGCGUCAGCUCUACAGCGUCAGCCAACCAUAUCACGCUUUGCCUCCAUCGCCUAUCAUUAGUUGCAUUUGUUAAUUUGUCAGAGAUUUGAAGGCGUUAUAUCCAACUAACUACUCAUAAAUUACAGCAUACUAUAUUGACCGAUAUUUGAACACCAUCCAAAAUUAAAAAAAAUAAGUCCUCACAAUUUGCCACACAAUUUAGACACCCAUUAUAUCUCCUUGAUGCAUCGUCACAAAUUCGUGACCCACCACCACCCUUUUUGAGUUGAAUGAGUCAUUUAUAAAGGGAUCCCUUCCAUGUAUCCCCAGAGCUAGAAGAAGCUUUCAGCCUGUUUGACAAAGACGGAGACGGUACCAUCACUUACAAGGAACUGGGGACCGUUAUGAGGUCACUGGGUCACAAUCCAACGGAUUCAGAGCUCCAGGACAUGAUCCAGGAAGUUGACGUUGAUGGUAACACUCUUAUCUUGCCCUACUCUCGUUCCUUCUUUUAGUGCUAAUCUCAUUCAUUCUUUUAGUGCUACUUUCAGUCCUUCUUACAGUCCUACUUUAAGUCCUACUCUCAGUCCUUCGUUUAGACCUGCCCCUGGUCCUACUCUAAUCCUGAACUCAGCCCUACUCUCAUUUCUACUGCACGUUAUGGACAAUAUCUUUGGAAACUGUACAUUAAUUUAACUUUAACUUUAACUUUUGUCUAUACAUUUUAUUAUAUAUUACUAUUAUCUCUCGUAGUCCCAUUGUGCUAAAUAUUAUCGAUGUCUUAAGUUAGUGACUUAAUUAUUUUUGACUCUUGAAAUUACAGGGAAAUAACAAAAAAAUAUUUAUUACAGUAUUGUCAUGGGUUGGUUCCCUUCAUUUAAUAAAAAAAAAAAAAAAACUUUUCAUUUACAUGUACCUAUUUGGAUAAUUUAACCGCUGAAGUCAUGACAUAUUUGAGUGCAAGCGUAGCCCUGGUCCAGUGGACGACAUUAUUCCAACAUGUACCCAAGAGACGAUUAGGUUUAAAGAGAGAAUUUAGAAGUUAAAUAAUUCUUUUUAGCGAAUUAUCUACCGAUGUAUUUCUAUAUUUAUUACCAAACAAUUUUUUUUUUUUUUUAAUAAAGGAAAAAUAACAAAAAAAUUAAGCACACGUGUAAACUUACACCCAUUAAUGAACUGACCUCGGGACGGUCACUCCGCUGUUGAAAUCUAAAAUUUGAAAAUUGCUUUGCAAAACAAUAGAAGCUGAGUGCUGGGGAUGGGGUGGGAAAAGCUCUGUGACGGUCCGGAAUAAACGACGACAGGAAAGCUCAUUUAAGAUGCAGGUGUUCUCGAGGUAGCCAUAUUUACAGAGCAGUUAGUAAUAAAGGAAAUCCGGCGAGUAGGUCCUUACCUGUUGGGUUGUUCCAUGAUCAGGAAACGGCAAGAUUGACUUCCAAGAGUUCGUCGCCAUGAUGUCACGACACAGUUCAGACACAGACAAGGACAAGGAGAUGAAAGAAGCGUUCAGGUGGGUAGGCCACAGCUGGUGUGUCUGUUAGAAGUGUCGGACGUAAGGAGGCUGGUGUGUCUGUUAGAAGUGUCGGACGGAAGGAGACUGAUGUGUUUGUUAGAAAUGGUGGAAGGAAGGAGGCUGUUGUGUCUGUUAGAAAUGGUGGACGGAAGGAGACUGGUGUGUCUGUUACAAAUGUUGGACGAAAGGAGGCUAAUGUGUCUGUUAGAAAUGGACGGAAGGAGACUGAUGUGUCUGUUAGAAAUGUUGGACGGAAGGAGGCUGGUGUGUCUGUACGUGACCCCAAUUUGUGGGCAACUUAGUACGUGACGCCAAUGUGUGGGCAACUUAGUACGUGACCCCAAUUUGUGGGCAACUUAGUACGUGACCCCAAUGUGUGGGAAACUUAGUACGUGACCCCAAUGUGUGGGCAACUUAGUACUUGACCUUAAUUUGCGGGCAACUUAGUACGUGACCCCAAUGUGUGGGCAACUUAGUACUUGACCUUAAUUUGUGGGCAACUUAGUAGAAUGAGUGUCAGCUUGUGUUUUAUAAAGGCACAGAGUAGGCCGGGCACGAAAUAAUUAAAACUAAAAUAAGAGGGAAAUGAAACAAACCUUUUUAAAAAAACCAAAGUCUUGCUUAUAAAUCCGGUAUCAAAUGCAAUAUCGAGCAACAACGGGGGGCCCACAAUUUCACAACACAUGCGUUCAGGUAACGCAUGCACUUUAUAAGAAUCCCAAUGAGUGCUUAACCCCCCCCCCCCCCCCCCCAACCAAGUUCAACAAGUAUCUUCUCAAAUAAAAGAAAAUAUUACACACCAAACGCACUUGCAAUAAAAAAAAAAAAAAUAAAAAAAAAUAAAAAAAGAAGACCUCAUUUAGUGCAUUUAUUGGGAAUUUUAUUUCGUGAAAAACAGGAACAAAUGACUUUUAGGGCUUUGGAGUAUGGCUGAAUAUUUGAAAGAAUGUGUUGUCAUCGGCAACGAGUCUAAUGUGCCAAGGUUCAGCUAAAUAAGUUGACGGGAAGUGGGUAAAAAAAAAAAGAAAAAAAAAGAAUAAUAAAGUUUUCAACAUUCGUUUCUCAAUUUCUAAGUAUAAUUCUACUUCUGGUCGUUCCAUCUUGCCAUGUGUUAUCAAGGGGUAGGGUUGAGAACCGCUUUUAUAACAUACCUUAACUAAGCACCUUUGAUAUGUGUUCUCUCCCCCCCCCCACUCCGUCCUAAAAAAAUGUGUUUUCACAGCUUCUUUGGCUGCCUCGUCGCCUAACAGAUGCUUGUAUUUAUCUCUGUAGUUGGAUGCUGGGAUGUCCUUGGUGGGAUCUGAUGGCCUGCCUUUCUCUAGAGCUUCCUCCAAUUCCUUCUGUUUCAAGAGCUCUUUAGCUUUCUCAGGGUCCCACUCUUCCCCUUUCCUGUAAGCUUGUAACUCUUCAUCUGUCGGGGCAAAUUCCUUUUUCCAUAACAUCACACAUCUUCUUCUUCAAGUCCAAAGGAAAAUGAGACGAGGCCGGCCAGCUCUGCAACAUCAUGCACAAUGGCACGUUGAACUUUCUCCAUUGGUUCAAUCUUCAAUUUCUCCAGAUUUCCAUCUUUAAUGAAUUCAUGGAUGCUCUUUUGAAUCUUUUGUCGGAAGCUGUCAAGCAGUUUCUUCUCUGCUUCCUGCUGUUUCUCAAUCAACGCCUUCUGAGCUUUGGCUUUUUUUUGCGUUCAUCUGUUCCAACUGAUGGGGCUUUUCCAUUGACCCCAAAAUCGAGCCUAACAAAUCGGCCAUCUUGUGCGGUGUAGAUAAGCAAAUCGUCCACGUAGCUAAACCCGUUUCUCAUUCCUUCUAGAAGUUGUCGAGUUGCCCGAAUCAGCGUCGCUCCUGAAUUCAUCAUUCCAAACGGCAUUCUCAAAAACUCAUAAUGACAAUCUGGAGUCACGAAUGCUGUUUUGGGGAUGUCCCCAGGUUCAACGGGAAUCUCCCAAUAUCCUUUGCUAAGGUCAAUUUCGCUGAAAUAUUUAACUUUUGAAGUGUUAUAAAAUAUUUCGUUUGGUGACGUCACUGGCACUGGAUCAAAAACAGUGAUCUUAUUUAGGCCUCGAUAGUCAACACAGACUCGGUUUGAUCCAUUUAAAUACAUUAUAUAUAAAGGUGAUGUGAUAAAAUGUACAAACACCAUGAAAUACAAAUGACAAUGAAAUACAAAUGACAAUGAAAUACAAAUGAUAAUGAAACAAAUGACCAUGAAAUACAAAUGAACAUGAAAUACAAAUGACCAUGAAAUACAAAUGACAAUGAAAAACAAAUAACCAUGAAAUACAAAUGACCAAUAAAUAGAAAUGACCAUGAAAUACAAAUGACCAAUUUAUACAAUGACCAAUAAACACAAGUAACCAAUAAACACAAAUGACCAUGAAAUACAACUGACAAUGAAAUACAAAUGACCACGAAAUAAAAAUGUCAGUGAAAUAGAAAUGACCAUGAAAUAAAAAUGACCAAUAAAUACAAAUGACCAUGAAAUACAAAUGACCACGAAAUACAAAUGACCGUGAAAUACAAAUGACCACAAAAUACAAAUAACCACGAAAUACCAAUGACCAUGAAAUACAAAUGACCAUUAAAUACAAAUGACCAUGAAAUACAAAUGAUCAUAAAUACAAAUGACCACGAAAUACAAAUGACCACGAAAUACCAAUGACCAUGAAAUACAAAUGACCACGAAAUACAAAUGACCAUGAAAUACAAAUGUCCAUUAAAUACAAAUGACCAUGAAAUACAAAUGACCAAUAAAUACAAAUGACCAAUAAAUACAAAUGACCACGAAAUACAAAUGACCAUGAAAUACAAAUGACCAUUAAAUACAAAUGACCAUGAAAUACAAAUGACCAUGAAAUAAAAAUGACCACGAAAUACAAAUGACCAUGAAAUACAAAUGGCCGUGAAAUAGAAAUGACCGUAAAAUACAAAUGACCAAUAAAUACAAAUGACCAGUAAUACAAAUGACCAAUAAAUACAAAUGACCAGUAAUACAAAUGACCAAUAAAUGCAAAUGACCAAUAAAUACAAAGGACCAUAAUUACAAAUGACCAAUAAAUACAAAUGACCAUGCUUUAAAAAAUGUUAUUGCUGUUACACUGUUUAGAGUGUUCGACCGGGACGGCAACGGCCUCAUCUCGGCAGACGAACUCCGUCACGUGAUGCUGAACCUGGGCGAGAAGCUGACCAGUCAGGACGUGAAGGAGAUGAUGAAAGAAGCAGACAAGGACGGGGAUGGUCAGAUUAACUUUGAAGGUGCGUCGUCGAGCUGUCAGUUAUUGUCAGGGCCUCGGGUGACACAUUUGUCCAAUGACAUAUCAGGGAUUCGGAUGACACAUUUGUCCAAUGACAUAUCAGGGAUUCCAAUGACAUAUCAGGGAUUCGGAUGACACAUUUGUCCAAUGACAUAGCAGGGGUUCGGAUGACACAUUCGUCCAAUGACAUAGCAGGGGUUCGGAUAACACAUUCGUCCAAUGACAUAUCAGGGAUUCGGAUGACACAUUUGCCCAAUGACAUAGCAGGGGUUCGGAUGACACAUUUGUCCAAUGACAUAGCAGGGGUUCGGAUGACACAUUUGUCCAAUGACAUAUAUGGGAUUUGGAUGACACAUUUGUCCAAUGACAUAGCAGGGGUUCGGAUGACACAUUUGUCCAAUGACAUAGCAGGGGUUCGGAUGACACAUUUGUCCAAUGACAUAUCUGGGAUUUGGAUGACACAUUUGUCCAAUGACAUAGCAGGGGUUCGGGUGACACAUUCGUCCAAUGACAUAUCUGGGAUUUGGAUGACACAUUUGUCCAAUGACAUAUCUGGGAUUUGGAUGACACAUUUGUCCAAUGACAUAUCUGGGAUUUGGAUGACACAUUUGUCCAAUGACAUAUCUGGGAUUUGCAUGACACAUUUGUCCAAUGACAUAUCAGGGAUUUGGAUGACACAUUCGUCCAAUGACAUAUCUGUGAUUUGGAUGACAUAUUUGUCCAAUGACAUAUCUGGGACUUGGAUGACACAUUUGUCCAAUGACAUAUCUGGGAUUUGGAAGACACAUUUGUCCAAUGACAUAUCUGGGAUUUGGAUACACAUUUGUCCAAUGACAUAUCAGGGAUUUGGAUGACACAUUCGUCCAAUGACAUAUCUGUGACUUGGAUGACAUAUUAUUUGUCCAAUGACAUAUCAGGGAUUUGGAUGACACAUUCGUACAAUGACAUAGCUGGGAUUUGAAUGACACUUUUGCCCAAUGACAUAUCAGGGAUUUGGAUGACACAUUUGUCCAAUGACAUAUCUGUUAUUUGGAUGACACAUUUAUCCAAUGACAUAUCAGGGAUUUGGAUGACACAUUUGUCCAAUGACAUAUCUGUGAUUUGGAUGACACAUUUGUCCAAUGACAUAUCAGGGGUUCAGAUGUCAUAUUGUGAUGCCAUAAGAACAUACGCCUGUUUAAGAUACAGUAAUUCAAGUAUUCGUGGUGGGGGGGGGGGCGAAUCCAUAAAUGGCGUCACGUAUCUAAGGGGAGGGGUCACGACAUUUUGAUGAUGCAUGUUGGAUGUGUUAUUUUGUGACAGAUUUGUGACAAUUUUGGUUUGGAAAUGGGGGGGGGGGGGUAAAANCAAUUUUGGUUUGGAAAUGGGGGGGGGGGCGUAAAAUACAGGCUCGAAUGACGUGACGUCAUUUAUGGAUGGCCACAAGGAUAAUUUAAGUGAAGUCCUUAAAUAGAGACGGUCCAUUAGAUUGACCAACCGAAUAGACAGACUCUAUAGAAUAGAAAAAAAGCACGAACAACCAAAGAGGGAAGUCUGCUUUAUAGACAUACCAAAUUUAAAGUAUUUUGGAGGUAGAUGUUUUUAAUAGGACCAUCAUGCAGAGUCUCACUGAUGUCUUUGUGGGUGUUUUCAGAGUUUGUCCAGAUGAUGAGUGCCAAGUGAUACGACACUCUCCCCCCCCCCCCCAAGACUUCACCCGACUACACUGUACAUCAUGAUCAUUUAUUCAAUCCAACUAAUAUCUAGUAAAUUGGUCCACGUACUUUCCAUUGCAUUCCAUUGAAAAGUUAUAAUUACAUAUCUCCCCUAAGCGAAGCCAGUAUUUCCGGAAGAACCACUGCAGGGUCUACAGAACGCGUACCCCGACUCCCAUCGUCUUAACUAUGCAUUAGUGCGUUAACUGCUAGACUGGUUUAGAGAGUUAAAAAAUAAACAAGCAACAACGUGUGUUACAUGUAAGCUUUCAAAAAAAAAACAACAACAAAACCCAACUAAAUGCACUAACUAUAAUAUUGAAAUAUCACAGUUAUAUAUGUAUAAUUAUGGCGGGGCUUAUAGGAACAAAUGCAAAUUUAAGAAACUCACAUGGAAGUAGAUGUUGUGUUAGUUUAUUUGGUGCUACCCGAAAGGAGGCUGUGAAAUUAAAUAUAGUGGAUAACUGAUAGAGCAGUGUCUCCCUUAAUAGAACAUUGCCUCCCCUAAUGGAGCAGUGUGUCCCCAGAUAGAGAAGUGUUUCCCCUAAUAGAGCAGUGUUUUCCCUAAUGAGCAGAUCUUACCCAAAGAGAGACGUACUCCCUAAAUAGAGCAGUGCUUCUUCAAAGAGAGCAGUACUCCCUAAAUAGUGCAGUGCCUCUCCAAAUAGAGCAGUGCCUCUUCAAAAAGAGUAGUGCUACUUCAAGUAUAGCAGCACUCCCCAAAUGGUUUAUGGCCUCUCCAAAUAGAGCAAACCCCCC
Messenger RNA from Lymnaea stagnalis (great pond snail), 11279 nucleotides. Lineage: Eukaryota; Metazoa; Mollusca; Gastropoda; Lymnaeidae. The record is from the annotation of a GenBank genome assembly.